This is a messenger RNA of Odobenus rosmarus divergens (Pacific walrus), 2125 nucleotides long. RefSeq names its product zinc finger and BTB domain containing 7A (gene ZBTB7A). Gene Ontology annotation, biological process: regulation of transcription by RNA polymerase II. The record is from RefSeq and is a predicted model, not a curated record. The coding region runs from base 273 to 2039 and encodes 588 amino acids. Lineage: Eukaryota; Metazoa; Chordata; Mammalia; Carnivora; Odobenidae. The transcript has 3 exons. Gene Ontology annotation, molecular function: RNA polymerase II cis-regulatory region sequence-specific DNA binding; DNA-binding transcription factor activity, RNA polymerase II-specific; protein binding.
AGGACCCCUCUUGCCCUCGGAGAAACCAGGAAGGGAGUCGCGAGCAUCAUACGGGGCUUUGGCUGUACUGUACAGUUACUGUAGGGGCAGUGACGCCGCCGCCGCCGCCGGAGCGAGGGAGCGACGAGGGGAGAGCGCGAGAGGCGGAGAGCGAGAGACGCGGACCCCGGAGGCAAGCGGCCGAGGAGCCCAGUCCCAACUCCGGGCCCCGGCCCCUCGCGCCCCGGCCCGGCCCGGCCCCGGCCCGGCCGCGCGAGGUCUCGGCGCGGAAGAUGGCCGGCGGCGUGGAUGGCCCCAUCGGGAUCCCGUUUCCUGACCACAGCAGCGACAUCCUGAGCGGACUCAACGAGCAGCGGACGCAGGGCCUGCUGUGCGACGUGGUGAUCCUGGUGGAGGGCCGAGAGUUCCCCACGCACCGCUCUGUGCUGGCCGCCUGCAGCCAGUACUUCAAGAAGCUGUUCACGUCGGGCGCCGUGGUGGACCAGCAGAACGUGUACGAGAUCGACUUCGUCAGUGCCGAGGCGCUCACGGCCCUCAUGGACUUCGCCUACACGGCCACGCUCACCGUCAGCACGGCCAACGUGGGCGACAUCCUCAGCGCCGCCCGCCUGCUCGAGAUCCCCGCCGUGAGCCAUGUCUGCGCCGACCUCCUUGACCGGCAGAUCCUGGCGGCCGACGCGGGCGCCGACGCCGGGCAACUGGACCUCGUAGAUCAGACCGACCAGCGGAACCUCCUCCGGGCCAAGGAGUACCUCGAGUUCUUCCAGAGCAACCCCAUGAACAGCCUGCCCCCUGCCGCCGCCGCCGCCGCCGCCGCCUUCCCCUGGUCUGCCUUUGGCGCGUCCGAUGACGACCUGGAUGCCACCAAGGAGGCCGUGGCCGCGGCCGUGGCCGCCGUGGCCGCCGGCGACUGCAACGGCUUGGACUUCUACGGACCGGGACCGCCGGCCGAUCGGCCCUCGGCCGGGGAUGGGGACGAGGGCGACAGCAACCCAGGUCUAUGGCCAGAGCGGGACGAGGACGCCCCAGCCGGGGGCCUCUUCCCGCCCCCUGUGGCCCCGCCGGCCACUGCCACGCAGAAUGGCCACUACGGCCGGGGUGGGGAGGAGGAGGCAGCCUCGCUGUCGGAGGCAGCCCCCGAGCCGGGCGACUCUCCGGGCUUCCUGUCGGGUGCGGCCGAGGAUGGGGACGGGGACGGGCCCGACGCGGACGGGCUGGCGGCCAGCACGCUGCUGCAGCAGAUGAUGUCAUCGGUGGGCCGGGCGGGGGCGGCGGCGGCGGGGGACAGUGACGACGAGUCGCGGGCAGACGACAAGGGCGUCGUGGACUACUACCUGAAGUACUUCAGCGGCGCCCACGAUGGGGAUGUUUACCCGGCCUGGUCACAGAAGGUGGAAAAGAAGAUCCGGGCCAAGGCUUUCCAGAAGUGCCCCAUCUGCGAGAAGGUCAUCCAGGGCGCCGGCAAGCUGCCGCGGCACAUCCGGACCCACACCGGGGAGAAGCCCUAUGAGUGCAACAUCUGCAAGGUCCGCUUCACCAGGCAGGACAAGCUCAAGGUGCACAUGAGGAAGCACACGGGCGAGAAGCCGUACCUGUGCCAGCAGUGCGGGGCGGCCUUCGCGCACAACUACGACCUGAAGAACCACAUGCGCGUGCACACGGGCCUGCGCCCCUACCAGUGUGACAGCUGCUGUAAGACCUUCGUCCGCUCCGACCACCUGCACAGACACCUCAAGAAGGACGGCUGCAACGGCGUGCCCUCGCGCCGUGGCCGCAAGCCCCGCGUGCGGGGCGGGGGGCUCGGGGGGCCCGACCCCUCCCCGGGGGCCGCCGCCCCGCCCGGCGCCCCGGCCCCGCCCGGCUCCCCCGACGCCCGGCGCAACGGCCAGGAGAAGCACUUUAAGGACGAGGAGGAGGACGAGGAGGCGGCCAGCCCCGACGGCCUGAGCAGGUUGAAUGUAGCGGGCGCCGGCGGAGGGGGAGGCGACGGGGGCGCCGGGCCCACCGCCGAUGGCAGCUUCGCGGCCGGACUUGCCUGAAAACCAAAAAGAGAAAACAGAAAACCGAGAGAGAGAGAGAGAGAGAGAGAGAGACAGAGAGAAAAUCACCCACCACCCCCCAAAAA